Molecule: messenger RNA, 6496 nt
Organism: Orcinus orca (killer whale)
Lineage: Eukaryota; Metazoa; Chordata; Mammalia; Artiodactyla; Delphinidae
Gene: PIGZ
Product: phosphatidylinositol glycan anchor biosynthesis class Z
Exons: 5
Coding region: 1076-2767 (563 amino acids)
Biological process (GO): GPI anchor biosynthetic process
Cellular component (GO): endoplasmic reticulum membrane
Molecular function (GO): alpha-1,2-mannosyltransferase activity
Source: RefSeq, a predicted model, not a curated record
GGCAACCCUGGGCUAGUGACCUGUCCCCCACUUGUGGAAUGCAGAGGGGGGAAGCGGCGCCCGCCGCUGCACUCUUUCCAGGGUGCAGUGCGCUGCGGCGGCAGCGGCGGCUGCAGAGAAGGAGCUGCGUCCGGGUGAAACCGACCCUGUGUCUUCGGCGCGGCUUGCCAAACCAGGGCCGCAGAGCCUGUCCUCCCUGACCUGCUCCACCAACAGAACAGGUCAUCUAAGCCGUAGCAAGCCCCACCCACAGAGAACUCAGAAAUUUUCCUUUUGAAUGACAAAGAAGUAUGGCCUAGAAAUGUUCUGCUUAAUUGCCCCGCGUGCUAAAAAGUCGGCUCACCAGGCGUGGCUCGCCAAGGAGGGGGCUGCUAGGGGGAAGGGCUGGAAGUGGGGGAGGGGAGAGACCAGCCGCUGCCCGGCGUGCCACGGCCCAAGGGCCACCGGGGACCCUCCAUCUUCCCCCCACCUCGCUGGAACCGCGAGGGACGCCUUGGGCGGCCCCGCCCGCCGGUGCGCUGGUCUCCAGCCCUCUCCUCCACACCUCCGCCCCUCCUGGCGCACUGCGUGGCUUGCCUAAUUCCCUAGACCGGACAGAGGCGGCCGCGCUGAGGACAAGCCACCCGGCUCCAGCCCCUUGUUCGGGCGGCUCUGGACCUACCCCCUGUGCGCGCUCUAGCGGGGCCGGAAGCCGCCAGCGGGUCAGGUGCAGCUCGGAGCAGCGCUCGAAGCUGCCCAAGGACACAGCUUUGAGAUAGUCAUGUGGUGCUGAGACCAUCUGGACGUUGUACGUGAUGGAGCCCAGUUCAGUCCUCUGUAAAAACUUCAAGAUUCUGGCAGGCGGGUGUGGAGAUCUGUUCAUCUUGCAGCCACCCAAGACAAGCUUGUUCUGGAGGCCGGAAGUCUGAGAUCAGGGUGCCAGCAUAAUGAAGGCCUUCUUCCUGGUUCAUAGCCAGCAACUUCUUGCUGUGUCCUCACAUGGUGGAAGAGAUGCAGGUCUGUGGAACCAGAAUAGCAUCUGUAGCAGCUGAAGUCAUCCUAGGCUCUUGGCCCUGUGUCCUGGCAGCAAUUUGAUAUGAAGAUGGCAGCCAGGGUGCUGUGGGGCAGCCUCAGCCUGCUCCGCCUGGUGUGGUGUCUCCUUCCGCAGACAGGCUACGUGCACCCAGAUGAGUUCUUCCAGUCUCCUGAGGUCAUGGCAGAGGACGUCCUGGGCAUAAAGGCCGCGCGGCCCUGGGAGUUUCACCCCAGCAGCCCCUGCCGUACAGUGGUCUUCCCACUGCUGACCUCUGGCUCUGCCUUCUGGCUGCUCAGGCUCUGGGAAGAGUGGGGGCCGUGGCCUGGCCCGGUGAGCGGCUAUGCGCUGCUGGUCGGGCCCCGCCUCCUCCUUGCUUCCCUCUCCUUUGCCCUGGACUUGGCCGUGUACCACCUAGCCCCACGCUGGGGGGCGGAGCGCUGGAACGCCCUGGUCCUGCUGUCUGGUUCCUACGUCACCUUGGUCUUCUACACAAGGACCUUCUCCAAUGCCAUUGAGGGGCUGCUCUUUGCGUGGCUGCUGGUACUGGUAUCCCCCCGUGUAGCUGGGAGCUGCACUCCCAAGAAGCCUGCUCCAGGCCCGUCGUGGCACAGUUGGCUUCUUGGGGGUGUCAUGGCUGCUGGCUUCUUCAACCGGCCCACCUUUCUGGCCUUUGCUCUGGUCCCCCUCUUCCUCUGGGGUACUUAUGGAGCCACAAACCCCAGCUUCAAGUCGCUGACCAAGGAAGCCCUGGUGCUGCUCCCAGGGGCGACCCUCACAGCAGUGGGGUUUGUGGCUGUGGACAGCUGCUAUUUCUCCAGUCCAUCUAGACCCAGUACCCUUGUCCUUACACCUGCCAACUUCUUGUACUACAACCUGGAUCCCGUAAACCUGGCGAGGCAUGGCACACACAUGCGGCUCACUCACCUGGCAGUCAAUGGCUUCCUGCUCUUUGGGGUGCUGCAUGCCCACGCCCUGCAGGCCGCGUGGCAACAGCUGCGAGCCUGCCUCCAGGCCUUCACACAGAUGGGCUUCCCAAGGGCACUGGCUGCCCCAAGCCUGCAGUCCAGCCCCAGGUCUCACCUCCUGCUCCUCUACUUCAUGCCCCUGGCCCUGCUGUCUGCCUUUAGCCACCAGGAGGCUCGGUUCCUAAUCCCCCUCCUGGUCCCCCUCGUCCUGCUUUGUAGUCUACAGACCCAACUGGCACCCUGCAAGGGCACCCUGGUCCUCUUCAAUGCCCUGGGUGCCCUCUUCUUCGGCUGCCUGCACCAGGGGGGCCUAGUGCCUGGCCUGGGGCACCUGGAGCAGGUGGUUCGCGCUCCUGUGCUCCCACAGGUACCCACCCACUACACACUCCUAUUCACCCACACCUACAUGCCCCCCCGGCACCUCCUGCACCUCCCGGGCCUCGGCUCGCCCGUGGAGGUGGUGGACAUGGGCGGGGCUGAGGACCAGCUCCUGUGCCAAGCCCUCGGCAACCUCACCAGACGACCAGCCUGCCAUGUGGCUGGUGGGCCGUGGCUCUGCCGCCUUUUUGUGGUGACCCCUGGCACCACCAGGUCUGCCAUGAAGAAGUGCAGCUUCCCCCUCAAGAGUGAGACACUCAUCUUUCCCCACUUGACUCUGGAGGACCCACCGGCCCUGUCCUCCCUGCUGAGUGGGGCUUGGAGGUACCAUCUCAGCCUUCACAUCCUGGAGCUGGGGGAGAAGCCUGACAAUAUGACAGAAAAGCCCCUGCCCAAGACUCAGCCAUAGGUGAAGGUGCUGCUCCACCUUCUAGGUAGAGAGCUGGGCUGGGACAGAGCCCUGACUCUCUUCCUUCCCUUUCCCUUCCAGAAUCCCCACCUCUCCUGUGCACAGCUUUUGACUGCUCCACCUUCUGGGUAAACUGACACCCAUCUUCCCUCAAAAACCAAAGAUCUGACCAGUCACAGUCCUGAUGCCAAGGUCCCCAAAGAACCUGGUGAAAUCAAUGACGCAAAAUGCCUGUUCCUGCCCUAUUCCUUCCAGCCACUGUGAUGUUUUAAACAUAUAAAUAGCACCUGACUGUGAAAGGAGACAACAAUCUCCUAAUGACUUGCCUGAAUGACUCGCCCCAAACCUUCCAGGAUGCCUUACCUCUUGCUGUCAUGACAACCCUUUGGCUUCCUAGAUACCUGGAAGGAGGCAGUGUAGUGAUGUAGAAAGAGCAGGUAGCUCAUAUUCAGAGGAGUUAGUUCUCGUCCCUGGUCUGCUACACACUGGCUAUGUAAUCUUAAGAGAGCCCCUUCCCCUCACCCAGCCUCAGUUUUCCAGUCUGUACAAUGGAUCAGAAGGUCUCUGAGGUGUCUGCCAGCUAACACUGUGUCAUUCCUGGGUCUGCAGCACAUGUUCCCUGGCCAGACAGGCAUGUCUCUCCCAAAGCUCUGUAAGCAUAGAAGUGGGUGUGGCAUAUUUAAUGGCACUUCAGGGCCUACCUACCGUCUCAGUGCUUGGUUAUUACCAAAAAAAGUAGUUCUGGAACUUUUCUGCCCACCCACUCUCUUACUCCUGUCCCUGAGAGAGGUGAUGGAACGUUUCUGCAUCUCACCCUUGAGGGAUCAAGCCCAGAUGUUCUCCCUUCUCAGUUGGCCCCAGUGGGAAUGGAGAUAGAAGGCUCAGUCAGUAUCUGGUGGCACUUGAGCACAAAACCUUAAAUGUGGUCUGGUCACUCUCCAAGCUCAAAGCUUCUGUCUGGAUCCCCUUCACAGGAUGGAGAGCAGACCCCGGGCCAAACCCACACCUGCCGCCCUGGUGGAAGCCAUCAGACCGGGGCGUGUUGCUCCUCACAACACAGGGCGCCCCCGCCCGGUCCGCUGGGAAUAUGAGGGGCUGUGGCACUAAGCUUGUCCUCGUUCUCCUUCCUCACGCCCCUGCUAUCUCGUGAGAACAAGAAGCACCCAGGCCACUGAGAGCAGUAUGCUGGAGGAGCACAGAGCAGGCGGCCAAACCUAUACAACCGACCAAACCUGAGCGCUUUUCUAGUCCCGCCUUCUGCUGGCUAAAGCCUCGGGUCAUCUUAAAGCUCCACCCACCGCAGGCAAGCUGCUCUGUGGCUGCUGCUGGGUCCUAGUGCCACACUUUGCUCAGGACUCCAACCUCAAGGGAGAGGAAAGUCAGUGCCAUGCUAGUAAAUGUUUAGCAACCCGUUCUCUAAGGGCAAACUAGCCCCCAUUUGUAGUGUUUUCUGACUUGUGUGGUGUAAAUACUCUUACCGUGGCUGAUUUCAAACUACUAAAAUGAUGUUACUCAACUUGGGAGGAGAUGCUAAGGAUCUCUCUCCUGAGCUGGCUGUUCAGCUGGCUGUUCGGAUAUUUCCCUAUUUAAAACUCUACAGUACCUGUUCAUGACAGUUCACUGUUGUUUUGGUUGGUUUGUUACGAACUUCAGAUUGGUCUUCCUACCUGUACUGCUUAGCAUCAUCUCUGGCACCCGACAGCACUUAUUUACCUUGCAGCCAAAGAUGGCUUUUCUGCCCAACAGAUAAAACCAAAUGCCACCUUGAGACACCCCAGAUUCAAAGGUCCCAAAUUCCUCUGGGCUUCUCGGGACUUCUCUUCCCCAGUUGGGUUCACAACCUCAGAAUUCCCUGGAGGAGCUGUUGGUGUAGCAGUCCGUGUAGACUGUAGUGAUAUGACCUGUAACAAAUUUGUCUGUAAAGUGUUGGUAUCUAGAUUUGUGUGGCACCAAGGGGUGAUUUGGAAUUGUCCUGCAGGAUAGUGGAGUGAGUUACUUCCCUGCUUCACUUUCUGACAAAGCUCAGAAGAGCCUGAAAGGUAUGUUGGGAGAUUGUUGUCACUGGGGAUGGUGGGAAGAAUUUGGUCUGCUUCUUUAGUAAUAGGGUACCUGGUGGGAUGACAAGCCACUGACUACGAACACCGGAGGCUUCUCCAACAAAGCGGGGAGGCAUCCAAAUCUCCUCUAGCUGGAGCAGAAAGGACCCAGUUCUCUCUCUCUGCUCUCAGGCUCCUUUUACAAAAACGGAGGGAAAUUAGUUCCUUCACACUUCUUCCGCAAAAAAUAAACUGCCUUCAUUUCUUGCUUUCCUUCCUUUCUUACCAAGUGGCCAGCUUGUCCAGAAGCUUCAUUGCUUCCUGCACUUCCUUUUUGUCUCUGCUAGUCUAGAAAAAGACCCAACUGUGAGUGUGCUUGUUUAUGUGGAGGGUAAGGGAUUGGGCUGGGGACGGCUAACAUUCUGCUCCUCUGAUAUUCAGAUCCAGAGACCAAGGAGUGGGAUUGAAACCAAUGAGGCAAACAAGGCAGUAGAAUGAACAAGCUCCUCUGGCUCCUCACUGCCAAGGUCAAAGGAGAGUCCAGUGAGUUGCCUCUGGUCUGGGAGAGGGAGGACAGGAGGGUAGGAUGCCAAAUUAGAACUCUGUCAUUAGGAGAGCGGGACACUGGCCUCAGAGAGGAUUAAAUAGAAGCCCCUCUGAUGGGAAGACUGGAGGAUGGAAUGUCAAAUCAGAACUUUGACCAUUAGGAAAGUGGAGGACAGGCUGCUUUUGCUUCUCCACCCUAUCCAGUGACUAUCAGAAUGCCAGAGUACAAACUGGUCACCAGCCUAAAAGCUUCUUGGGCUUCGAGCUUUCUAGAUUGCAUGAUGAACUGUGUAGCCUGAUUAGAGACAAUCAAUGCAUACAAUGGAUUUCCUAAUCGUGGGUUUGUUAGCUGGAGCAUAGCCUUUAGAGUGCAUCCCAGACCCUCUAAAAUAGGGACAAGGAAUCCAGGUGGCUUGUUCCAUGGUAGGCAGUUGUCCUAACACCCAGUGAUGAUAGUGGUUGGUGGCAGGGAAGGGAGGCUUUGAAGGUCAGGGUAAAUGUGAUUAGGGACGUGGGCCCUGGAGUCAAACACCUGUAUUCACAUUCCACUCUGUAAGGCCUUGGGCAACUUAAGUAGCCUUAUACUUCCUCAUAUGAAAGUUGUCUUAAGGAGUGAGAUAACCCACACAGAGUGCAGUUAGCAAGUGCCCAGUACAGAGUAAGUACUCAAUAUGUGCUAACUACUAUUACCAUAGGCCUACAAGUCCCCAGGAAUCCUAAAUCCACCUUGCCAGAGAAGUAGGGAGCUCACACUGAAACCAUGGGUAAUGAGUCAAUCCAUUUCACCUGCCUUCACUAAUCAAGGUCAUUUUAAGACUCACAAGGCCUCCAAGCAGCACAAAGCCUAAACAAUAAGAUGUUUGAUGGAGUUGUUUUCCAGGAAUUUGCAGUUGGCUGUGUCUAGUUCAAGCUCUGGGCAUGCUCCUGACCUUUUGACAUCAGAGGGCCGAAAACUCCACCGGCAGAGGGAGGUGGUGUUAAAGCCUCCAUUUUUCAAGCUGCAGAUGCAUGUGGCUUAGUUACACCUGUGCAGAACUACAAUCAUCACACCUUUCUCCAAUCACCUUUCCCCACGCUCCCCACGUCUCAGGCCGCCCUGCUUCUUUAUUCUUUAUCCCCAAAAUACCCGAAGCCCCUUGCCUUGGGG